GGAAACCCUGGCCGCGGCGUCUGGGGUGAGGUGGCGGCGGAGGCGGCGGCCAGCGGAGGGGAUCCCGCGGAGCGUGCGGAGCAGCGACUGGGAGUGCGGUGAUUACGCUAGUUUCAGAAAGAAGUAAUGAUGUAAAUCAUUCGUUGUGCAAACCUCGAGUUCAAAGGUGAGAAGGAAGGUCAGAAAGAACAUGGCCUGGCCAAGCAUUUGUCAGAGGGGAGCUCCGUGUUCUCGAUUCAGCCAUCACCACGCUGUUGUGUUCCUGCUCACCUUCUUCAGCUAUUCGUUGCUCCAUGCUUCAAGGAAAACAUUCAGCAAUGUCAAAGUCAGUAUCUCUAAGCAGUGGACCCCAAGUGCGUUUAACACAUCAGUUGAACUGCCUGUGGAGAUCUGGAGCAGUAAUCACCUGUUCCCCAAUGCAGAGGAAGCUACCCUUUUUCUGGGGACACUGGACACUAUUUUCCUCUUCUCUUACGCUGCGGGCCUUUUCAUCAGUGGUAUCCUUGGGGAUCGGCUGAAUUUACGAUGGGUUCUUUCUUUUGGCAUGUGCUCUUCUGCCUUAGUGGUGUUUGUCUUUGGCACGCUCACCGAGUGGCUGCGCUUCUACGACAAGUGGUUGUACUGCUGCCUGUGGGUUGUGAACGGCCUGCUGCAGUCCACCGGGUGGCCCUGCGUGGUGGCUGUUAUGGGCAACUGGUUCGGGAAAGCUGGACGUGGUGUUGUUUUUGGUCUCUGGAGUGCCUGCGCUUCAGUGGGCAAUAUUCUGGGAGCGUGCCUGGCUUCUUCUGUUCUCCAGUAUGGUUAUGAGUAUGCCUUUCUGGUCACGGCGUCAGUGCAGUUCUCUGGUGGGAUUGUCAUCUUCUUUGGACUCCUGGUGUCACCAGAAGAAAUUGGUCUCCCAGGUAUUGAGACAGAAGAAAAUUCUGAAGAAGACUCACACAGGCCUUUAAUUAGUGGUGCUGAAAAUGAAGAUGAAUUCGAGCCUAAUUAUUCAAUCCAAGAAGACAGUGCUCUUCCCCAGGUCAAGGCCAUAAGCUUUCAUCAGGCGUGUUGCCUCCCUGGAGUCAUACCGUAUUCACUGGCCUAUGCCUGCUUGAAGUUGGUCAAUUACUCCUUCUUCUUCUGGCUGCCCUUCUACCUGAGUAACAACUUUGAGUGGAAGGAGGCUGACGCCGACAAGCUGUCCAUUUGGUACGACGUUGGAGGAAUCAUAGGUGGGACUUUGCAAGGCUUCGUCUCUGACAUCCUGCAGAAGAGAGCGCCUGUUUUAGCUCUAAGCCUGCUGCUGGCGGUUGGCUCCCUCGUUGGCUAUAGUCAUUCGCCCAAGGAUAAGUCCAUCAACGCGCUCCUGAUGACUGUCACAGGAUUUUUUAUUGGUGGCCCUUCUAAUAUGAUCAGCUCUGCUAUCUCUGCGGACCUGGGUCGCCAGGAGCUGAUCCGAGGGAGCAGUGAGGCCUUGGCGACCGUCACAGGAAUCGUCGAUGGGACUGGGAGCAUUGGCGCGGCUGUGGGCCAGUAUCUAGUGUCUUUGAUCCAGGACAAGCUAGGAUGGAUGUGGGUUUUCUACUUUUUCAUUCUCAUGACCAGUUGCACAAUCCUGUUUAUCUCACCAUUAAUAGUGAGGGAAGUAUUCCAUCUCGUGCAGAGGAGACACACUCACAUGCUGAGUGAGUGACUGGUGUCCACAAGGAAACCAGGAAGUGGAGCAGACAGAGGAGGCACGUCCGGACUCCUCUGUGCUCUUGCCUGCCCCGUCGGGGGCUGUCUGUGCACCACAGCCUCGCCUCGG
Tupaia belangeri chinensis (Chinese tree shrew) is the source of this 1789-nucleotide messenger RNA. It is a transcript of the gene SLC37A3, whose product is annotated as solute carrier family 37 member 3. The transcript is spliced from 15 exons. Gene Ontology annotation, biological process: transmembrane transport. Gene Ontology annotation, cellular component: endoplasmic reticulum membrane. Bases 191 to 1675 code for a protein of 494 amino acids. The record is from RefSeq and is a predicted model, not a curated record. Gene Ontology annotation, molecular function: transmembrane transporter activity. NCBI's taxonomy places the organism in Eukaryota, Metazoa, Chordata, Mammalia, Scandentia, Tupaiidae.